Molecule: messenger RNA, 2822 nt
Organism: Cryptomeria japonica (Japanese cedar)
Lineage: Eukaryota; Viridiplantae; Streptophyta; Pinopsida; Cupressales; Cupressaceae
Product: cationic amino acid transporter 4, vacuolar
Exons: 15
Coding region: 480-2408 (642 amino acids)
Biological process (GO): amino acid transport; transmembrane transport
Cellular component (GO): membrane
Molecular function (GO): amino acid transmembrane transporter activity
Source: RefSeq, a predicted model, not a curated record
GUUCGUUAUUAAUGUCAGAUGUGCUGCUCGUUUUAGAGCACAUUGGAAUUGGAAGUCCUGACAAAUGAGACUAAUAAGGUGGGUAGAUAAGGCCACCUAGAUAUUUAGUUUGCCCAAAUACUCCAAUCUGCAAACCUUCAAUUUUCAAAUAUAACUCCUAAAUUACGGGUCAAUGUUUUGGCUAGUAUCCAAUCUUGUAGGUAGCAGCUUUUUACUCAAAACGUAAGAUUCCCAAAUUUCGCAUGCAUUGGAUGUCGUGAACAAGGGAAUCGUAUGACGGACGACUACUAUUGAUUCUAGUUGCUGGCGUCCCAGCAAUUGAAGAUUCUUUACGCUUUCUCUAAGUUACAUUGUUCAUGUGAAGGAGUUUUUUGGCCGAGAAGAACCCAAAUCUCUUCAAUUUUGUUUCGGGUAUUGCUGAUCUGAAGAAUCGUGAAUUGGUGAAAGCUUAUUUUACGUUUUUGUUGGUUUAAAUCUUCAUGGGUUUCUUUGGCUCCGUCUCCGAGAGCCCAUGGGGAUUGCAGAGCUUAGUGAGGAGAAAGCAGGUGGAUUCAGCUCAUAGUAAGGCUCGGGGCGACCAACUUGCCAAGCAUCUCUCUGUGUUUCAGCUCAUUCCAAUUGGUGUUGGGUCGACUAUUGGAGCUGGUGUAUAUGUCCUUGUUGGGGCAGUUGCCAGAGAGCACACAGGGCCAGCCCUUACCAUUUCCUUUUUGAUAGCUGGAAUAGCUGCUGCCCUUUCAGCAUUUUGCUAUGCUGAACUUGCAAGUCGUUGUCCAUCUGCAGGCAGUGCAUAUCAUUAUUCAUACAUUUGUGUUGGAGAAGGGAUUGCCUGGCUGAUUGGUUGGGCACUUAUCUUGGAGUAUACAGUGGGUGGGUCUGCUGUUGCCCGGGGAAUCUCUCCUAAUCUGGCUCUAUUCUUUGGAGGGGAAGAUAAUUUGCCAGCAUUUUUAAUUCGUCGCCAUUUUUUUGGUACUGAUGUCAUAGUUGAUCCAUGUGCUGCAAUCCUUGUAAUUAUUGUGACUGGACUUUUAUGUGUGGGAAUUAAAGAGAGUGCAAUUGUUCAAGCCAUUGUCACAUUUGCAAAUGUAUGUGUCAUGAUAUUUGUCAUCGUGGCUGGCAGUAUUAUUGGCUUUCAGAUUGGUUGGCCCGGAUAUAAGCUGGCUAAUGGCUAUUUUCCAUUCGGAUUUAAUGGUGUGCUAAGUGGGGCAGCAACUGUUUUCUUUUCCUAUAUUGGUUUUGAUACAGUUGCUAGUACUGCUGAAGAGGUCAAGAACCCACAACGUGAUUUACCACUAGGCAUUGGCAUAGCACUUUCCAUAUGUGGUGGACUAUACAUGCUUGUGUCAGCUGUUAUUGUUGGCAUUGUACCAUACUAUUUAAUGGACCCAGAUACUCCAAUCUCAUCUGCAUUUUCAGCUCAUGGCUUACAUUGGGCAAUGUAUAUUGUUACUGCUGGUGCAGUGGCUGCACUUUCAUCUACAUUGAUGGGUUCCAUUCUUCCUCAGCCCAGAAUAUUGAUGGCAAUGGCUAGAGAUGGAUUACUGCCUUCAUUUUUCUCUGAAAUCAACAGAACUACUUUUGUUCCCAUUAAUAGCACAUUACUAACUGGGUGUGGUGCUGCUAUUAUGGCAUUUUCAAUGGAUGUUUCUCAAUUGGCAGGCAUGGUUAGUGUUGGUACACUACUUGCUUUUACAAUUGUGGCAGUUUCUAUUCUUAUACUGAGAUAUGUACCACCAGAUGGGGUGCCUGUUUCAGCUUCACUUCAGGAAUCAGCAGAUGUGGAGACCUUACCACAGAGUUCUCAAGGAAAUUAUAGUGAAGAAUCUCGAGUUUAUCCAAAUUCCACAGAACAUACGGUAUUUCAAGAACCUCAAAAUUCUGAAGAGAAGGCAGAUUUUCUAGAGCCUGAUAAAAGAGUUACUGCUUCCCUUGAAAACCCUUUGAUUUUAAAGGAGAUGCAUGAUAGUGGUCAUAACAGAAAAUCAAUGGACCAAAAGAGACGAAAAGCUGCAGCCUUGAGCAUUUCCUCUGUAUGCAUUGGAGUUUUAAUUGUAACUGUUACAGCAUCUGCUGAGUGGUUUCCAAGCUGGGUUCGAUGGUUUAUGGGAGUGAUUGGAGUGCUUUCGUUGUUUUGUGGUUUGAUUGUACUGACAAUGAUUGAUCAAGAUGAAGGACGACAUAGCUUUGGACAUAGUGGGGGAUUUAUAUGUCCAUUUGUACCAUUUCUUCCGGUGGCAUGCAUUCUGAUAAACACAUACUUGUUAAUCAAUCUGGGGGCAAGUACAUGGAUCCGAGUUUCCAUCUGGCUUGUGCUUGGAGUAGCAAUCUAUUUGUUCUAUGGCAUCAACCAUAGUCGGUUAUCAGAAGCAGCCUAUGAGCCAACCUCGCAAGCAGACGAUAUGCCUUGAUCCCCUACUUGAGUGUUCAUGCAAUGCCUCAGAUUAUGUAUAAUUUCUUCUUAUUUUUCCCCUAGAUGGGCCAAAGCAUGUGCUUAUUAUUUCUGAUUCUGGCUGCCCAGCCAUAAUCAUCCCCUUUGUGUUAAUAUGGUGAAGCCUUUUGCUAAUGUAAAAAUUAGAACAAUGUGUAACAUUUCUCAAGCGUGGCUUCAAUUUCAGGCAGAUUCACAAUUCGUGAAUCUGGAUGUGUUUGUAAAGAUAUUAUACAUCUCAGGAGAUGAACGAUUACUCUCCGGUAUUCAUUCAUCCAUUAUUACAUUUGAAUUCCUUUCAAGGCAUUAAGUUUUGAUGCUACCAUGCCAAACUAAGUUGCCUUUCUGGUUGUAAACUGAACAUUUAUAUAUUUAUGAAUGAUACUUAAAGCUA